Messenger RNA from Camelina sativa (false flax), 634 nucleotides. Its product is annotated as auxin-responsive protein SAUR26. The record is from RefSeq and is a predicted model, not a curated record. Gene Ontology annotation, biological process: response to auxin. Lineage: Eukaryota; Viridiplantae; Streptophyta; Magnoliopsida; Brassicales; Brassicaceae.
AACUCACUCUCGCAGAUCUAUAUAUACAGAAAGACAUGAAUUCUUUAUCAUCAUCAGCUUACAAGCAAUCGAGAACUAGAAUCUCUCUCAUUUAUAUCCAUACAUCUUUCUUCACAAGCUUCGAGAAUCUAAUUUCCAAACAAGAAAAUGGCUUUGGUGAGAAGUCUCUUUAGCGCAAAGAAGAUUCUUGGCGGCUCUCUAGCAAGAACAAGCAGCAAGACACCACCAAAAGGGUUUCUUGCGGUGUACGUCGGUGAGAGCCAGAAGAAGCAGAGUCGACACUUUAUACCAGUCUCAUACUUGAACGAACCUUCAUUUCAAGAUCUUCUAAGUAAAGCCGAAGAAGAGUUUGGUUUUGACCAUCCGAUGGGUGGCUUGACAAUCCCUUGUCCUGAAGAUACUUUUAUCAGUAUAACGUCUCAGCUCCAAGGAUGAAGAUGAUGAUCCAACAAAUAAACAUUUAACACAUUUAUUUUUACUAGCUAGAGGAGGAGUAUUCGAUGUGAAUAGAGAUGACAUUUUUUUCUUUCUCCUCUUUUCUUUUUGAUAGAGUUUGUUCCAGAGGAAUAGAAAAUUUCGAAUUUGAAUGCCAUUUUUGUGUAACAAAAUAUCAAAUCAUUUCAAGUUGCGGAAA